Molecule: messenger RNA, 8735 nt
Organism: Pipra filicauda (Wire-tailed manakin)
Lineage: Eukaryota; Metazoa; Chordata; Aves; Passeriformes; Pipridae
Product: myosin-3-like
Exons: 41
Coding region: 2846-8677 (1943 amino acids)
Cellular component (GO): myosin complex
Molecular function (GO): cytoskeletal motor activity; actin filament binding; ATP binding
Source: RefSeq, a predicted model, not a curated record
CCGUCCUGUGCCCCUGGAAGCCCCCCUGAGCCUCCUUGUCUCCAGGCUGAGGCCCCCAGCUCCCUCAGGUGUUAUUUGUGCUCUAGACUCUUCCCCAGCUCCAUUCCUUUCUCUGGACACAUUCCAGCCCCUCAGUAUCUUUCUUGUCGUGAGGGGCCCAGAACUGGACACAAGAUUCGAGAUGCCUCAGCAGUGCCCAGCACAGGAACAGGCACUGCCCUGGUCCUGCUGCCACACCGUGGCUGGUACAAGCCUGGAUGUCACUGGCCUUCUUGACCACCUGGGCACACACUGGUGUGCCAACUCCCCACACCCAGCUGUGGAAGCAAAGAGCACCCCCAGGCAAUGAGAGCCACUCUCCCAGUUUUCCCUGGCUGGUUCAGGUGCCCAGGUGGGAGCAGAGUGCAGGAAAACAACUGGCUCUGAGUAAGGGGAGUAAGGGGCUCCAUGGGGAGCCCCUGCUGCCAGCUCGUCACACGCGUGUGCUGAGCCCUGCACCGACAACAUCCCGGUCUGCCUCAGAUCUCUAACUCAGGGCCAUCCAGUAUAUCCACAAGCUGCAGUAUCAUUUCAUGUUCUCCCCAGCCUAGCAUGGGUUAGUAGCUGAAAAAAAUACACAUUAAUUACUUUCAGAUCUCUAAUUCUGAUCCAUGAACUACACAACCAGCUACCACAGCAUUGCUAUUCCAUGCCUGCUGUUGGAAAGGCCCCACUUUGCAUUACAACAGUCACACUCUGAUUUCAUAAUGUUCCCCAUCAUGAUAUGAAAACAUCUGUCAAGAUAAUAGUUGCUGUAAAAUCUUAACAGAAGGUAGGCUGGAGCAAGGGCUGAGAUACAAAACUGUGCCUGUCACACUGCAAAGCAGGGAUGUCAGGAGACUUGGGGAGCGCAGGUGAAUCUGCACAUCUCAAUUUUGGAGUUUUUUUCUUUGGUGUUAAGAACAUGCAUUAGAUUUUCCUGUCUCAAGAAAUAAGUGUACAAACCUUUCUAUGUCUGGACUUGCCUGUGCUUCAGAGCCCCUGAAUGAUUGACAAGCUGUAUGAUUUGGGAUGACAGCUUUGUGCGAUUGAAAAUCAGAAAGUCCCAUGAUAGAUACAAAACUUAAGUCUCCCUUAUAAAUGACAGUAGGAAUUGAAUGAGUGGGACACUGCCGGUGUUUCAAGCCAAUCAAGAAAGUUGCAAAAUUUCAGCAAGCUGAAGAAAGAUUACUGUUGUUAUUCUGUGUGUCUGGAGUUUUCCAGAGAGCAACUACUUUAGAAACUCUCUGUAUUUCCCUCUGGUAGGGUAGUUGGUCUUCCCACUCUGCAGGGGAGAUCAUAAAGGAAUGAUUUGUCUCUUCUACAGGGAAGAGGCUGGAUCAGACUCAAAGCAGGCUGUGACACUUGGGUUCCAGCUUCUGAGUACAGGAUUUCAGGAGGACAUCCAAUCCCCAAGGGCUUGACAUGAAGCCACUUGUGCUGUGCAGGGGAUUGUUAAGCACCCCAGAGGGACAAAUCACAAACUCUUCUAAAAAAGGGGGGAUCUGCUUAGCCUGAGCUGGUCUUGGAGGUCUUUUCCAACCUUAAUGAUUCUGUGGGUGGGGUCCAACCCCCUUGCUUUGGGCAUGCCUGGGAGCAGGAAAUGCCCUGUCUUAAUCACACUGGCGAUUCAGUGUCAGGAAAAAGUCCCAAACUGCUUAUUGGUCUGGUGUGUCUCAGUUUUUUGCUCUCAGUACAUUCACUGUGCUGAGUUCAAAGGGCUGAUCACAAGGGAUGAGGGCUAAAAAAAGCUUUUCUCUCAUCCUCCAGGCUUAGGGGGAUUCUAGGAAUUCAUAGUUCAUGAGAUAUGUGGCUGUUGUGUCCAUUUUUAGUGACCUUAAAUGAAAUUACGGGCAACAUGGAACAUGUUUUUCAAAACGCUGGUGACUGACUCUGCUGCAAGCCCACAAGGUUAGUUCUUGUUGUGCAAACACAAGCAGGGUCAGCCACUGUGGCCUAAAGACAAGGUGACGUCCCCUGUGCUGCAGCAGCAGCUGCAGGUGUCCCAGGGUGCUCCAGCUGGGAGUGGUGCUUUGGGAGGUGGCAGGAGCUAUUUGGAGUGGGCUUCUGGCUUCACACAAGUCCUGUAGGCUUCACUCUGCUGAGGGAAAGCUGGUGCUGCAGCCUUGGAUGAGCAUCCAUGCAGAACAGGGAGAAAAUAGGGCUUACUGAGCAGUAACAGAAAAUGACCAGAACAGAGAUCCUUCCUCUCCUGCACCAGGAGCUCACUCUAUCUGUGCAUGAAGGCUCCCACUGCUCCUGCCAGUCAUUGCCUGGCUGCUCUGUACCAACCAAACUAUGUUUGGGACUGGAAGACCUCCCUUCAAAGCCCACUCUGGCCCCAGGGAACUCAUACCCGCUUUUCAAGAGUUUUUGAGUCAACUUUGCUGGUUUUGCAAAAGUCAGUGAAGGCUUGAUCUCACUGGAAAUGUGCACCUGGGGUCACAGGCCAGGAAGGCAGUACCCCAGCAGCAGCCUGGCUGUGCUGCCCUGAGACGGGAGAGCUCAGCUCCAAGUCCUGCCUGUCCCCCUGCCUCUCCUGCAGAGUUGGGGAAUUUUGCUGCAGUUGUAUUUUUUUUCCAUGCUAAUUCCCACUGUUUUCCUAUGCUUUUCAGGGCACACACGUUGGCUGAAGUGGAUUCAAGGGUGUUUUGGCAGCGUGGUCUGAGAAGCCUGUGGCACAACCUUGGUCUGAGGAAGGGAGAGGAAUGACUGAGUCUAUGGCCAGGCCUUACUGCCUGAGCUGCCCACGUCAGAGAUGCAGAGAGAUCUGAGAUGUCAGCCUGUUCCUUCCUGCUUUCUGUUGACUGAUUGUUAAGCUCCAGCCAUGAGCAGAGACGCUGCCAUGGAAGUUUUUGGUGAGGCUGCACCGUACCUGCGCAAGUCAGAGAAGGAGAGAAUAGAAGCCCAGAACCAACCAUUUGAUGCCAAGACCUACUGCUUUGUGGCUGACCCUGAGGUGGAGUACACCAAAGGGAAGAUCAAGGCUGCACAGGAUGGGAAGAUAACUGUGGAGACAGAGGAUGGCAGAACAGUUGCUGUCAAACCUGAUGAUGUGUAUGCCAUGAACCCACCAAAGUUUGACAGAGUUGAGGAUGUGGCCAUGCUGACCCACCUGCAUGAACCCGCCGUCCUCUACAACCUCAAGGACCGCUACAGCUCCUGGAUGAUCUAUACCUACUCGGGUCUCUUCUGCAUCAGUGUCAACCCCUACAAGUGGCUGCCCGUGUACAACCCGGAGGUGGUGUUGGCCUACCGAGGCAAGAAGCGCCAGGAGGCCCCUCCACACAUCUUCUCCAUCUCUGACAACGCCUAUCAGUUCAUGCUCACUGAUCGUGAAAACCAGUCUAUCCUGAUCACCGGGGAAUCUGGUGCCGGGAAGACUGUGAACACAAAACGUGUCAUCCAAUACUAUGCAACCAUUGCAGCCAGCGGGGACCCAGCCAUGAAGGAGUCUGGGAUGAAGGGUACACUCAAGGAUCAAAUCCUCAGCGCCAACCCACUGCUGGAGGCCUUUGGGAAUGCCAAGACAAUGAGAAAUGACAACUCCUCACGCUUUGGUAAAUUCAUUCGUAUCCAUUUUGGAACCUCUGGAAAACUGGCGUCUGGUGACAUUGAGACCUACCUGCUGGAAAAGUCAAGAGUCACUUUCCAGCUGAAAGCUGAGAGAAGCUACCAUAUCUUCUACCAGAUCCUCUCCAAUAAGAAGCCUGAACUGCUUGAGAUGCUUCUCAUCACUGCCAACCCAUAUGACUACCCCUUCAUCAGCCAAGGGCAGAUCUCUGUGGCGAGCAUUGAUGACCAGGAGGAGCUUGUUGCCACAGAUGCAGCCAUUGGCAUUUUGGGCUUCAGCCCUGAUGAGAGAAUGGGGAUUUACAAGCUGACAGGGGCAAUCCUGCACUAUGGAAACAUAAAGUUCAAGCAGAAACCACGUGAGGAGCAAGCAGAGCCAGAUGGCACAGAAGAGGCUGACAAAGCAGCAUAUCUGAUGGGCCUGAAUUCAGCAGACUUGCUGAAAGCUUUGUGCUAUCCCCGGGUGAAAGUGGGAAAUGAAUAUGUCUUGAAGGGCCAAACAGUGGAUCAGGUGCACCAGGCAGUGAGUGCCAUUGCCAAGUCAGUCUAUGAGAAACUCUUCCUGUGGAUGGUGAUGCGCAUCAACCAACAGCUGGACACAAAGCUGCCAAGGCAGCACUUUAUUGGGGUCUUAGACAUCGCUGGAUUUGAGAUCUUUGAGUUCAACAGCUUUGAGCAGCUGUGCAUCAACUUCACCAACGAGAAACUGCAACAGUUCUUCAACCACCACAUGUUCGUGCUGGAGCAGGAGGAGUACAAGAAGGAGGGAAUUGAGUGGACAUUCAUUGACUUUGGGAUGGACCUGGCUGCCUGCAUUGAGCUUAUAGAAAAGCCCAUGGGCAUCUUCUCCAUCCUGGAAGAGGAGUGCAUGUUCCCCAAGGCAACUGACACCUCUUUCAAGAACAAGCUCUAUGACCAGCACCUGGGCAAAUCCAGCAACUUCCAGAAGCCCAAGCCUGCCAAAGGCAAGGCUGAGGCCCACUUCUCCCUGGUGCACUACGCUGGCACAGUGGACUACAACAUCACUGGGUGGCUGGAGAAGAACAAGGACCCCCUGAAUGAAACUGUCAUUGGGCUGUACCAGAAAUCAUCUGUGAAGGUUUUAUGCCAUCUUUAUGCUGCCUUUUCUUCCAUAGAUGAAGCUGAAGGUGGUGGAAAGAAGAAAGAAACCAAGAAAAAGGGCUCUUCCUUCCAGACUGUGUCUGUGCUCUUUCGGGAAAAUCUAAACAAGCUGAUGUCCAACUUGCGAACAACUCAUCCUCACUUUGUGCGUUGCAUCAUCCCCAAUGAAACAAAGACCCCAGGCCUCAUGGAUCACAAGCUCGUUCUGCACCAGCUGCGGUGUAACGGUGUCCUGGAAGGUAUUCGGAUCUGCAGGAAAGGAUUUCCUAACAGGAUUCCAUAUGGGGAUUUUAAACAAAGAUACCGCCUUCUGAACGCUGGUGUCAUUCCAGAGGGAAAGUUUAUUGACAGCAAGAAGGCAUGUGAAAAGUUGCUGUCUUCCAUUGAGAUAGAUCACACUCAGUACAAAUUUGGACAGACUAAGGUGUUCUUCAAGGCAGGUUUGCUGGGUGUCCUGGAAGAGAUGCGAGAUGAUUGCUUAGGACAGCUGAUCACAUGGACCCAGGCUUUGUGCAGGGGAUACCUCAGGAGACUUGAGCUGAAAAGAAUGUUCGACCAAAGAGAGUCCAUCCUCUGCAUCCAGUACAACAUCCGUGCAUUCAUGAAAGUCAAGCGGUGGCCCUGGAUGAAGCUGUACUUCAAGUUAAAACCUCUCUUGAAAAGUGUGGAAACUGAAAAAGAAAUGGCCACAAUGAAAGAAGAGUUUGAGAGAACAAAAGAAGAACUGGCUAAAUCAGAAACCAAGAGGAAAGAACUAGAAGAGAAAGUGGUGAUUCUGGUGAAAGAGAAAAAGGAUCUGCAGCUGAAAGUACAGAUGGAAAAUGAAAAUUUGGCUGAUGCUGAAGAAAGAUGUGACCAGCUGAUCAAAGCAAAAUUCCAGCUGGAAGCAAGAAUAAGGGAGAUAAUGGAAAAGCUGGAGGAUGAAGAGGAGAUAAAUGCUGAUCUGGCAGCCAAAAAGAGGAAACUGGAGGAUGAAUGCUCUGAGCUGAAGAAAGAUUUUGAUGACCUCGAGUUAACAUUGUUCGAGGCUGAAAAGGAAAAGCAUACCACAGAAAACAAGGUGAAAAAUCUGACUGAAGUAGUGACAGGUUUGGAUGAGACUGUUGCAAAGUUAGUCAAGGAGAAGAAGACUCUGCAAGAAGCCCAGCAACAGGCUCUGGAUGACCUGCAAAUUGAGGAGGACAAAGUUAAUAACCUCACCAAAGCCAGAAUCAAGCUGGAGCAGCAAGUGAACCAUGUUGAAGGAUCUUUAGAACUGGAAAGAAAAGUGUGUGUGGAUCUUGAACGAGCAAAGAGAAAGCUUGAGGGAGACUUGAAACUUGCACAGGAAACCAUAGUGGAUCUGGAGAAUUAUAAACAACAUUUAGAUGAAAAAUUAAGGAAGAAAGACUUUGAUUUCAACCAGAAGCAAAAUAAAAUUGUGGAACGGCAGAAUUCAGGUACUCAAUUGCAGAAGAAGAUCAGAGAAUUGCAGGCCCAUGUUGCAGAGCUGGAGGAGGAGACUAUGAGUGAGAAAGCGACACGGGCAAAAGCAGAGAAGCAUCAUGGUGAGCUGGCUCAGGAACUUGAGCAAAUCAGAGGAAGCCUUGAAGAGGCUGGAGGAGCCACCACUGCUCAAACAGAACUUAACAAGAAGCGGGAGGCAGAAUUCCAGAAGAUGCGCCGGGACCUCGAAGAGGCCACGCUGCAGCACGAAGCCACGGCUGCCGCCCUGCGCAAGAAGCACGCGGACAGCACAGCUGAGCUGGGGGAGCAGAUCGACAACCUGCAGCGCGUCAAGCAGAAGCUGGAGAAGGAGAAGAGUGAGCUCAAGAUGGAGAUUGAUGACUUGGCCAGGAGUACAAAGACCAUUACUAAGUCCAAGGCUAAUCUGGAAAAAAGGUAUCGGACCCUGGAAGACCAGAUGAGCGAGAUGAAAGCCAAAUCUGAAGAGAACCAGAGGAAUUUGAAUGAGAUGGUGAUACAAAAAGCCCAGCUCCAGACAGAGUCUGGUGAACUACGCCAUCGACUCAAAGACAAAGAGACUGUAACGCUGCAGCUGUUGAGAAGCAAACAGGCACUUACACAGCAAAUGGAGGAACUCAAGAGGCAGUUAGAGGAAGAGAUUGAGGCCAAGAACGCCCUGGCCCACGCCCUGCAGUCCGCUCGCCACGACUGUGACUUGCUCCGGGAACAAUAUGAGGAGGAGCAGGAAGCCAAGGGGGAGCUGCAGCGCGCCCUGUCCAAGGCCAACAGCGAAGUGGCCCAGUGGAGAACCAAAUACGAGACGGACGCGAUUCAGCGCACGGAGGAGCUCGAGGAGGCCAAGAAAAAACUUGCUCAGCAUCUCCAGAAAGCAGGAGAACAGGCAGGGACUGUGAAUUCCAAGUGUGCCUCCUUGGAGAAGAUGAAUUUGAAGUUGCAGGGGGAGGUGGAGGAUCUGACGCUGGACGUAGAGAGAGCAAACACAUCAGCAGCUGCCCUGGACAGGAAACAGCAGAACUUUGAUAAGGUCAUGGCAGAAUGGAAGGGGAAGUAUGAGGAAAGCCAGCUGGAGCGGGAAGCUCUCUCUAAAGAAUCGUGCUCGCUGGACAAGGAGCUUUUCAAAGUGAAAAAUGCCUACAAGGAAAACUUAGAUCAGCUUGAAACAAUCAAACGGGAGAACCACACUCUCAAGCAGGAAGUAGCUGAUCUGACAGAGCAAAUUACUGCAAAUGGCAAAAUGAUCAGAGACCUUGAGAAAGCAAAAAAGCAAGUUGAAGUAGAAAAAAAUGGUCUGCGAUUAGCUCUGGAGGAGGCAGAGGCAGCUCUUGAGCAUGAAGAGGUCAAAAUCCUUGCUGUCAACCAAGAACUAACUCAGAUUAAGACGGAGAUCAACAGAAAGAUUGCUGACAAGGAUGAGGAGAUCAACCAGUUAAAAAAGAACCAUGAAAGGACUGUGGAGACAAUGCAGGGUGUUCUGGAUGCUGAGAUCAGGAGCAGAAGUGAAUCUUUAAGGCUGAGGAAGAAGAUGGAGGGAGACCUGAAUGAAAUGGAGAUCCAGCUCAGCCAUGCCAACCGCCAGGCUACAGAGGCACAGAAACACCUGCACAGCAUCCAGGGAGCUCUCAAGGACACCCAGCUACACUUGGACGAUGCUCUCAGGACCCAGGAUGACCUGAAGGAGCAGGUGGCCAUGGUGGAGCGCAGAGCAAACCUGCUGCAGGCUGAAGUUGAGGAGCUACGGGCAGCCCUGGAGCAGACGGAGCGGUCGAGGAAACUGGCUGAGCAGGAGCUCCUGGAUGCCACUGAACGUGUGCAGCUCCUCCACACCCAGAACACCAGCCUUUCUAAUACAAAGAAGAAGCUUGAAACUGAUAUGGCACAAAUCCAAAGAGAGAUAGAGGAUGUUACUAAUGAAUCAAAAAGUGCUGAAGAAAGAGCAAAGAAGGCAAUGACAGAUGCGACCAUGAUGGCAGAAGAGCUGAAGAAGGAGCAGGACACCAGUGCCCACCUGGAGAGGAUGAAGAGGAACCUGGACCAGACGGUGAAGGACCUGCAGCACCGUGUGGAUGAGGCCGAGCAGUUGGCCCUGAAGGGAGGCAAGAAGCAAAUCCAGAAGCUGGAGGCCAGGAUCCAAGAAUUAGAAGCUGAGCUGGAAGAAGAACAUAAACAAUCUGCAGAGGCUACGAAAAACAUCUGCAAAUAUGAGCGGCAUGUCAAAGAGCUCACUCUCCAGAAUGAAGAACACAGGAAGAACAUGAUGAUGUUACAAGAUCUGGUAGAUAAACUGCAGAUGAAAAUCAAAUCCUACAAAAGACAAGCUGAGGAAGCUGAUGAACAGGCCAAUAUUAAUCUCUCCAAAUUGAGAAAAGCACAACAUAAGAUAGAUGAGGCUGAGGAAAGGGUAGCUAUUGCUGAGAGCCAAGUAAACAAGCUCAGAGCCAAAGCCCGAGAAGGCCCUGCUACAAAGAGCCAUCUUCUGACGUAUCCUCAGCAGACGUAAAGAGCAGCCAUGGCCUCUGGAGAUGCUGAGAUGGCUGUUUUUGGGGAGGCGGCUCCUU